Messenger RNA from Zea mays, 2744 nucleotides. RefSeq lists its product as uncharacterized. Gene Ontology annotation, biological process: protein phosphorylation. Lineage: Eukaryota; Viridiplantae; Streptophyta; Magnoliopsida; Poales; Poaceae. The transcript has 4 exons. The record is from RefSeq and is marked validated. Gene Ontology annotation, molecular function: ATP binding; protein kinase activity. Bases 165 to 998 code for a protein of 277 amino acids.
CAAAUUCCUUCCCAGUUUUGACUGUCGUUGCUCCUGCUGCUUCCGUGCGCUCCCUGAAUCCCAGUCUCCUCCCCCGUCGCGUCCCGGAUCGGAGCUCCCCUCCGGCACGGGCGUCUCCACUCCCCUCGGAUCGGCCAGCCCCGUCGCCGCAAGAUAAGCAAGCUAUGAGGUGCCUGCCUUUCUUGCAUGGAGACGUCAGUGAGAAGGAUCCUGUCACUAAGUCGGCCUCUGUACGGUCCAUGAGCACAACAUCGCGCUCCCGCUCCGGUUCAGACUUCACCUCCUUGAAUGUUUCCGACAUGAGCGCCGAGUCAAUAAGGAGGACACAGUACCCCAGCUUCACUGACUGCCCGUCUAACCUGAGGGUGUUCUCCUUUGCUGAAUUGAAGAGUGCCACACGCAACUUCAGCCGAUCUCUCAUGCUUGGCGAGGGUGGCUUUGGCUGUGUGUUCAGCGGCAUCAUCAAGACCUCUGACAAACCUAAUGAACGAAUUGAGAUUGCUGUUAAGCAAUUGAACCGUAAAGGACUUCAGGGGCAGAAGGAGUGGUUGACAGAGAUGAAUGUGCUUGGAAUUGUGGACCAUCCAAACCUAGUUAAACUAAUAGGCUACUGUGCUGAAGAUGAUGAGAGGGGAGUACAACGCCUUCUAGUGUAUGAAUAUAUGCCUAAUGGAAGUGUGGAUGAUCACUUAUCAAGUAGGUCAACUACUCUGUCAUGGCCAAUGAGACUAAAAGUAGCUCUUGAUUCUGCUCGGGGACUGAAGUAUCUGCAUGAAGAAAUGGAAUUCCAGGUUAUUUUCCGAGACCUAAAAACAUCCAACAUUCUGCUGGAUGAAAACUGGAAUGCUAAGUUGUCAGACUUUGGUUUGGCUAGGCAUGGGCCAACAGAAGGUCUCACCCAUGUCUCCACCGCGGUAUGCACAAUUACAAGCCGACUGUUAGUUUAUUACAUUAGUGUGUUUAGAUUGAAUAGUGUUUUGUAUCCUUUUGGAAAGUAGAUACUAGUAUCCUGACAGUAUUCAAGUGAUGAAAGGCAUAUUACUUGAACAAAAAGAGAAUUAUGGUGAAGAAAAAAUAGACAAUUAGUGAGCUCUUUUAGCUGUACUUCUAUAACAUUAUUGACUUUUUAUGCCAUUGAAUUUGGAUACUGAGUUGCUAGGCCUCCAGAAACAGAAUUAUUUUUGUUUACUACUUGCACAAGUAACCUCUUAAUGCAUAUGUUUAGUUUCAGUACCAGACAUGAAGAACAGAGUCAAAAAUUGAGAAUGGGAAUUGAAGUAAUGGAGAGGUUUGACUACUUGAAAACAUUGCAAGUGAUAUUCAUUUCCUGACCAGCUUCAGAAUGUAGCAUGCCACUGUAUUCUAGCCAAAAUAUUCGAGGAAAAAAAAACCCAGAAGUCACCUCUUUUCCUGAUCGCAGGUGACAGGAGGGGUUGCCCCCUACUGAUUGUAUGUUUAAAAGGAGUUGUGUGCAGCCAAAAAGGAAAAUAAAAGCCCAAGAUUACACAAAAACCUUUAUCCAUCAUUUUGUAGCAGGAAAGUUGGAUUUCAUUGCUCAAUGGGUGAUCAGAGCAAUAGUAUUUCUAGGAAGCUCUCUGCAUCGUCAAACUUUCAAAGACAUGGCACACCUCUUAAUAACAAAUAGAGAAGGACACUAUUAAGUACUUUUUUUUUGCUAAGUUACCAGCUGCCAUAUGAAUUUGCCACAGACAGUUUUACAUCUAUGUCCUCUCCAUGCCAUCUCACUAGUUCGUUCCUAGAGCAGUCUGAAGUUACCAUUCCAUGUAACUACGACCCUCUUUUUGUUAUGUUUCAUUUUGAACAGGUGGUUGGAACUCUAGGCUACACAGCUCCAGAAUACAUGCAGACUGGACACCUCACGGCGAAGAGCGACAUAUGGAGCUACGGAGUCGUCCUGUACGAGCUCAUCACAGGCCGCCGCCCCAUCGACCAGAACCGUCCAAAGAGCGAGCAGAAGCUUCUGGACUGGGUGAAGCCAUACAUCUCGGACGUGAAGCGGUUCCCCGUGAUCAUCGACCCGCGGCUGGAGGGGCACUACAACCUCAAGUCCGCGACGAAGCUGGCGAGCGUCGCGAACCGGUGCAUGGUCCGGCUGCCCAAGUCCCGCCCCAAGAUGAGCGAGGUGUACGGCAUGGUCCAGAGGAUCGUGGACGGCGUCGGGACCGGCCCGCCGCAGCCCCCGCUGCUGCACUACCACCAUGGCUCGGCCUCCGAGCCGGGUGCCAAGCGCGCCGAGAAAGGGUCGCUGAGGAGGAGGUUCCGGGAAUUCAGGUCCGGCUGCCGGCACGUUGUCCUGCGGCGGGGCAGGAAGCCUGAGGUCGUGAAGGACCUCUGAGGGAGGGAGGCGGUGGUGGAUCCGGUGCUGCAAGUAUAUGGUAGUAGUAGGUGUUCAUAGAGACGGUGGUAUCAGUUCCACCGUGUAGUGCUUGGGUUGGUAUAGGGUGAGUUCAUGCAUGCAUACCAGUCUUGAAGAAGAAAGAAAGAAAGAAAAAAAGAAAGAAAGACAAGGUGCACCGUUGAGCGGUGGCGUUCGUGUAGAGUAGUGCUAGCUGUGGUUUUGACCUCCUGUGUGGUUUACACAAUGUGUGAGCUGCGAUAAGGUGAUCUACAGCAUAGGGACCCCUUUGUGUUUACAGUGCAACUUCUGCUGGCUCUUUCGUCUUGUUGAGAAUCCUUUCAGUAGAGUUAGAAAUUAUAGGAGUGGUCUUCGGGAAAGCCUGCUU